Fonsecaea erecta is the source of this 1104-nucleotide messenger RNA. Its product is annotated as exodeoxyribonuclease III. Gene Ontology annotation, biological process: base-excision repair. Bases 1 to 1104 code for a protein of 367 amino acids. Gene Ontology annotation, molecular function: double-stranded DNA 3'-5' DNA exonuclease activity; DNA-(apurinic or apyrimidinic site) endonuclease activity; phosphoric diester hydrolase activity. The transcript has a single exon. NCBI's taxonomy places the organism in Eukaryota, Fungi, Ascomycota, Eurotiomycetes, Chaetothyriales, Herpotrichiellaceae. Gene Ontology annotation, cellular component: nucleus. The record is from RefSeq and is a predicted model, not a curated record.
AUGUCCGUCACCGCUGCGAAGAGAUCCCUCAGCAGCAGCACCGGCAGGUCCAUCAGUCCGCCUGCGCUGAGGAGGAAAGUUUCACACGCCGCCGAGGACGAUACACACGUGGCCCGCACAUGGCUUGCAAACCCGGACCAUGUGCGAAUCUUCAGUUGGAAUGUCAAUGGCGUCGGGCCACUGCUGCAAAAGCCUCUGUCAUUCGACCCUGGAUCCCUGUCGCCGCUGCGAUCUUUUUUGAAGCGCCAUCGGUGGCCUCAACUGCUGUGUUUGCAAGAAGUCAAGAUCAGCGCCAAAGACGUGGCAACCCAAAGACACCUGCAUCAAGCUGCCAACCACGGUCACGCCGCCGGAGAACCUACGUACACGGUCCAUUUUUCUCUCCCUAGAGACAAGUACAAUGCUACGGGCUUCGGCGGCAAAGUCCAUGGAGUGGCGUCCUUCCUCAGAGAUGACUUUGCUUCGGGCGUUCGUAUUACCCAGCGACCAGGAUGGGAUCUGGAAGGUCGGGUCUUGAUACAUGAACACGAGGUUGGCCUGGUCAUCAUCAACGGGUACUGGGUCAACGGGACUUCUAAUCCCUAUCGAGAUCCUGCAACGGGUCAGAUCUCCGGUACCCGGCACGACCACAAGCUACGUUUUCAUCAACACAUGCUGGAAGAAGUUCUCCAGCACGAAGCAGAGGGUCGCCAUGUCAUUUUGAUUGGGGACAUGAACAUCGCGAGAUCCCGAAUUGACGGCCAUCCAAAUCUACGAACAUCCCCUCGACAACAUGUCGAGAAUCGAGCCGAUUUCAAUGCCAAGUUUUUCGAUGAAGCCAAUGGCAUGCGCGGCAACGACAUCUUCAGGCACAUGCACGGGAACACCAAGAAGUUCACAUAUCACCCGCGUGGAAUUGCCUGGGGCGCGAGUUGUGAUCGAGUAGACCUAAUCAUCGUCAGCCACUCCUUGGUGGACGAUCUGGACGCGGUCACCGGUACCGACAUUCUGGAUUCCGCACCCGAGCGUGGGCAUAGUGAUCAUGUCCCCAUCUGGAUUUCCGUUGAUAUAGCAAAACUGGCACGGAAUCUACAUGACCGACCCCGCGCCCCGGAGAAAGGAUAA